AAUGAGGCUACAUUGCAGAAACAAGCGUCAAACGUCAGGGACCCCAAACGUCAACAAAAAGCUGUUAGCUGCUGGUAUCUUCUUACUUUGCCAGAGAUAUUUACCGCCAUGUCUAUUAAAGAUCCAUUGCUUACUGAUUUGAAAGGAAUAUUGCUGAAGCUAAAGGCAGUGACAAGACCAGUUGAUGAUGCCCAUCAGGAGACACUCCAACUUUUCACGACAAUAGAGGAUAUCUUCAAGAAGGGGCUGAAAAGUGUCAACACAGUAUUCGGGCUGUCUAAAAAGGACUACUGGAAUUGGAUAGAGCAGAUUGAACAGCAUUUCAAACAUGGCAGACCGAGUGCAAAAUUUUCACACAUGCUGGAUGCAGUCCGGAAAUCAAAGAAGGUGAAGACCAAUCUCGGUAGGGGGAGACUGUUUAUUCGACUGGCCCUCAACCAGGGGUUAUUGGGCAUUCCUAUUGAAGUCAUCACCAGCAACACAAGAUUAUUAGAGACAUGUUAUGAUCCUCUGGAGUCCAUCAUUGGCAGUGAGUUAUUAGUUGAGAGUCUCUCAUCGCUUCUCUUCUGGGCAUCAGAAAUCAAGUUUGACCUCAAUAUUAAAAAUUCAAGUUUCUUGGACGAAACGUGGCUGAUACCAAUUUACCGUCCCUUUGAGCUGGUCCCCAGUGAGUCUCUCGGGGUCGUCGUCAGACAUAUCUGGGAUAGGAUCAUCGUGGCAGAGGUCAAACCCGGGAGUGUCGCAGCAGAUGAGAACAAGAUAGAGCCCGGAGAUGUAAUGGAUGAGUUGUAUGGUGAAAGCUUGUACGCUACCGUGAGAGGAAAGAUACCAAGUUUACUGAAGGACCAUAUUGGCUGGCCGAUCAGUUUAGCCAUUGUCAAGUGUCAUCUACCGACGGGGAAGGUCUAUCCUCCUCUGAAGGCAAGGUUUGAUAAGAUGGCGGUGGAGUACCCAAGCUUUGUGGCCCCCCAGGACAGGCAUGCCAACGGGGACUGGUCUGGGUCUAUACAGGGUCUAAGACCGGGGGAGGAUGAGGAACCGCCCAUGGAGAGUAUUUCAGGGAGUUCGUUCCACAAGGUGCAGUAUAUUGGUAAAGUUUCAACAGGAGAGAACGGUGGAACAGAGGUGAUACAAGAUGCUGUUCUCAAAGUACUUAAUGAUGCCACUAAUGUCAGAAAGGAUGUAGUCGUGGAGUUGGGUGAGACCCUGGUGAUUAUCUAUGACCAAGAUACCAAAGAAGAAUUGAUGAAACACUGCUUCCCUGAGAUAGCAUCUUGUGGAAGGCGGAUGGACUAUGUCAAAUGCUUUGCGUUUGUUAUUGGGGAUACAACUUGCUCCAUAUCCAGACAGUUUUCUUGCCAUUUAUUUGAAGCCAAAACAGAAAUAGAGGUAAGUCAGAAUCUCUUUUCCCCUUCUGAUUUAACCUGAUUAUGCAGAAAUAUAUCAAGAGUAGACCUAGUUUAAUUUGCACCAAACAGACCAUGAAUUUGUAUGUUUUUUUGUGGAUGUGUACAAGUCAGUGUGUGAAAUG
This is a messenger RNA of Strongylocentrotus purpuratus (purple sea urchin), 1531 nucleotides long. RefSeq lists its product as uncharacterized. Bases 109 to 1428 code for a protein of 439 amino acids. The record is from RefSeq and is a predicted model, not a curated record. NCBI's taxonomy places the organism in Eukaryota, Metazoa, Echinodermata, Echinoidea, Camarodonta, Strongylocentrotidae. The transcript is spliced from 15 exons. Gene Ontology annotation, molecular function: protein binding.